AUGAUAGAGAAUAGCCUCAGAAAAGUUUACGUUGUUGGUUACGCCAGAACACCAAUAGGUGCCUUAUGCGGGAGCAUUUCACAAAUACCUGUACACAAAUUAGCUAUUCCCACUAUAUUAAAAGCCCUCGAGAGGAGUCAAAUUGAAAAAAAUGUGGUCGAUUGUUUAGUUUUUGGCCAGUCCUUUUCAGGCGGUUGCGGACCACUGCCCCUUCAGAAAAUUCUUGUUGCCACAGGGAUAAACAUAGACGCGAAAACGCAUCUAGUAAGCAAUUUAUGUUGUAGUGGUUUAGAUUCCAUAACAGUUGGAUAUGAAUUUAUCAAAGGAGGAAAAGAUGUUUGUGUUGUUGGCUCAAUGGAAUCUAUGUCACAGAGCCCAUUUUUUUUGAAAAAUUUAAGAACAGCAAAAUAUAAUUUAGGGAAUAAUAUUCUCUAUGACACUAAUUUGAGUGAUGGGUAUGAUUACAUAACUAAUAGUAAGGAAUUAAAAAAAGAUAAUAUGUUCGAAUUAUUUUGUAAGAAGUUUAAAAUACCAAGAGUUGAUUUAGAUGAAUAUGUUAUUAACUCAUUCAAAAGAACAGCUAAUGCUUAUAGUGAUAAUUUGAUUCAACAAGAAAUUUUCCCAUUAAUAAUUCAAAAAAAAAAAAAUAAAUUAGAAUUAGAAAAAACUAUCAUCGACAGUGAUGAAAUAUAUAAAAAAUGUAGUAUUGACAAUAUUUGUAAUUUGUCUAGUGAUUCUAUCGUAACAAAUUAUAAUAUAGCCCCAUUCGCAGACGGCGCAUGCGCUAUUAUAUUAAUGAGCGAAAAAAAAAUAAAUGAACUUGAACUGAAUCCUUUAGCUGAAAUAAUAACAUAUGAUAAUGCUUCUGUUUAUCCUUCUGAUUUUCCUUUAAGUAUAUCUCACUCUAUAACGAAAUGCUUGAAGAAAAUAAACAAAUCUUUUGUAGAUUACUACGAAAUUAAUGAAUCAUCAGCACUAGAUGUAAUAUUUAAUAUGAAUAAUUUAAAUUUAGAUUUAUCAAAUGUCAAUUUAAACGGUGGAUCCCUAUCCUUAGGUCAUCCUAGUGCAGUUUCUGGCUCAAGAAUUUUUAUAUCAUUAAUAACAGUUUUAAAAAAUUUUGAUAUGAAACUAGGAUGUGCUUCUAUAAAUAAUUAUUUAGGUUCUUCGACAUCCAUAGUUCUAGAAAAUGUGUAA
Plasmodium malariae is the source of this 1194-nucleotide messenger RNA. RefSeq names its product acetyl-CoA acetyltransferase, putative. Gene Ontology annotation, biological process: fatty acid beta-oxidation. The transcript has 3 exons. Lineage: Eukaryota; Apicomplexa; Aconoidasida; Haemosporida; Plasmodiidae. The coding region runs from base 1 to 1194 and encodes 397 amino acids. Gene Ontology annotation, molecular function: acetyl-CoA C-acetyltransferase activity. The record is from RefSeq and is a predicted model, not a curated record.